UUUUUUUUUUUUUUUUUUUUUUGGCGUUCAUUUCUUUUAUAUUUCUACCUUAUUUUCAUCUCGCUACUCGCCAACCGCCGUCCUUUCACCGUCACCGUCCCGCUGCCAAUUUUCAGUUGAUUUACCAGAAUUCGAAUUGUCGUUAUGUGGGAAGCUAAAAUGAGAUAUUGACACCCGACUGAUAACUAUAUCACUAGGCAUUGCCACAUGCAUUACUCAUCGUCUCUUUAUAUACUGAUUUUCUUUUAGCCAUGUCUUUCACCAUUAACUUUUUUACUUUAACAGAGGGUGGAAGAACAAUUCAGUUUAUGGGAUUGGAGCAAUGCUGGCACAGGAAGUUAGGAGUUUUCAUAUGUUGAUAUUGUGCUUCUAUUUUCAUGUUCAGAAUCUAAUCCGCAGGGCUUUAUUUCCCUGUAACUAGGAACGACCAUCAUGAGCUGUUAAAAUAAGACGCUGUUAAAAGUAGCGUAUCCCCCCUUCCCAUGCCUAAAAUUAAGGGCGCUGCUUUUUUAGAGGAUUUAUUCCAAUCACCCUCCCUUUAUACUCCGUACCUUUACCUAGGUAGCUGGCUAUGUUUGUCCUGCUGUGUGAUGUCAUCUGAUCGACCCUUCAGCCCUAUCGACGUCGUUUGGCUUGGAGCAGAUCCAACAGAACAAACAGAACAAACAGAACAAACAUUGCGGAACCCAACUUCCUGCUCCGCCAGAAAACGCAUCGCGAUGUUGGCGCAUUGCGCAUGAUCAAGGGGUCGCCCCUCAACUUCAAAUACUGUCUAACUAACCCUCUUCAAUUGGCUGCUGACUUCUCCAAUAACCCAACCCAUGAACUGAGGAAGCAGGAAAGGAACACCGGUCGUCUGUGAUCUCCCCCGGCGGGCGUCUCUAGUAGCCAUGCUCCCCAAACAGGGCCCUGCUCCAGUUAAACCCCCUCCGGCUCGCAAAGGCACAAUUAUAAAGCCACACAAAGAGUCAGCACCGCCUACCCCUUCCCCUUCUACCGCCUCCACCACUCCUCACCCUACAUACGACGCCCCUUCAGCAGAAACGCACGUAAAGACCAACCUCGUAAACCGCAAAUUGGAAGCCGCAGAGUAUACGAAAAUCAUUGAACGGUUAUCCCACAAAGCCGCUCCGUCUCACUCCUCUAAUAAUGGGAAAUCCUUCGCUUCAUCUUCAGAAAUCCCGUCGGCAUCAGCCACAGCUUCAUCUUCGUCCAGCUUCUUCCGCUCACCCAGAUUCCGCAGGGCCGCUCUCCGCUUUGGAGGCUACAGCUUACUCGCAAUGGGCGGCCUUGUUCUUCUCUCAGACCACCUCGUGCAGGUGAUGUGGGUGAGUGGCCCGUCAAUGACACCCUGCUUGAACGAGGGGUAUGGCGAGACACAUCUUGUCAAGGACAUGAUAUUAGUAAAAAAGUGGGAACCGGCGAAGAAUCUUAGGAGGGGGAUGGUUGUUACGUUCCCCUCCCACCUCAACCCCUCCCAAACCACCGUUAAACGCAUAAUAGCUCUUGCAGGAGACCGCGUGACACCGCGCAAUCAAUCGGACGGCAGCGCGCAAAUCGUCCCCUGGAAUCACGUUUGGGUGGAAGGUGAUGUAGCCGACGCAAAGAAGACUAUGGACAGUAAUACGUACGGGCCUGUAUCGAUGAGCUUAAUAUCAGGACGGGUAAUGUGUGUGCUGUGGCCGCGGAUGAGAUUGUUGAAGUGGGACGAUUGGGCAAGAGAGGGAGGAGAGCCAGCCGCGAAGAGAUCGAGGGUUGAGGAGGAUGCGGUUAAGGUUGAGAAGCCGUAUAUUGGCGCAUAGUAAUGGCUGGAAUUCUCAAAGCUUUUUCAGUUUGGUUACUGUAUAUUGUAUAUUAUACCAUUUAUCUGUAUAUAUAUGUUGUUGUUAUGAGAAAGAGAGCAUCUGGACGGCUCUCUACUAUGCAUGAAGUUGGGGCUUGCAUUUGGCAUUCAAGAUUUUGGUGGCUUAUAGAUAUUCCUCAUUGGAGAUGUAAUGAUAGAAUUGGCACAUCGAGCCAGCCCCUGCACGGUUUAGAUAUAUAACCCAUGCAGUUAGUUGUCUGGUAAUUAUCAUAUAGGGGAGAAAGGAAUUAUGAAAUGAACAGAAUCUUUCUGAACAUGCACCUCCUUAAGAAGAAAAAACAAAAGCUGAACUAUUCCCCUGCGAUGCAUUCGCUAUUAAAAGAACGGGACACAAAGAGAACCAAAAAUAUACUGUACAAUUGCCCUCAUGAACCAGCCGGAUACAGGGAACCCUGAAGAAACAGAAACACGAUGGAUUGAGAACGGAUCAUUGGUCUUUAGGGACAAUUCGAAGGUCCUCCAACUGCUGCAG
This is a messenger RNA of Blastomyces dermatitidis ER-3, 2336 nucleotides long. RefSeq names its product mitochondrial inner membrane protease subunit Imp2. Gene Ontology annotation, molecular function: serine-type endopeptidase activity. The transcript is spliced from 2 exons. Gene Ontology annotation, cellular component: mitochondrial inner membrane peptidase complex; membrane. Gene Ontology annotation, biological process: mitochondrial respiratory chain complex assembly. The record is from RefSeq and is a predicted model, not a curated record. NCBI's taxonomy places the organism in Eukaryota, Fungi, Ascomycota, Eurotiomycetes, Onygenales, Ajellomycetaceae. The coding region runs from base 891 to 1802 and encodes 303 amino acids.